AUGAGUAUCUGAGCGGCUCUAGAAGAGGCAGGGGGAAGGGAGCAGAGAUGAUCGGGGGUUACUGUUAAAUGUCUGCUGUGGGAUUUUAUUCGCAUCACAUGAGACGUGAGGUGUAAGUGAAACAUCACCCAGCUCUUCAUGUGAAUACAACUUGUCCAGCUUACAAGUGCAGAGAUGGUUUGGAUGGAGUCCUGCAAACUUCUUAACUAAGGAGUAACUUGGUCUUUAAAGAACUUCUGCUGUGGAUGAAGAGAGAAAUGAAUCUGCACACGUUGGCCUUGCCCUUCCUCUUCUGAUUCAUCCGGACUAACAGAGCCGACGCCAGCUGACCACCAUGAAUUCCUCCGCCCAGCCGGUCACCAACAACACCCCGCUCUGCUACUCCAUCAACAGCCCCCCCUUCAGGUUCCAGCCAUCCAUUGCCUCAGCCUACUUUUCAAUCAUCUUCGGUACUUUGGGUCUCGCCUCCAAUCUCAUCGCCUUCAUAGUCCUGCUCAAGUCCUUCAGACGGACCCACAGCCGCUCACGCUCCUCCUUCCUGAUCUUCCUGGGCGGCCUGGUCAUCACAGACUUCAUGGGUCUCCUGGUCACCAGCGCCAUCGUGAUCCCCUUCCAUGUUACGCACUUUAACUGGAGGCAUCUGGAUCCGGACUGCCACUUCUGCAGCUUCAUGGGAAUGUCCAUGGUCUUCUACGGACUGUGCCCGCUCCUGCUCAGUGCGGCGAUGGCGCUGGAGCGCUUCAUCGGCAUCAACCGCCCGUUUGCACGCUCCACCAGCACGCCAAAGAGCCGCACAGUCUCCAUGGUGAUGAUGGUGUGGUUUACUGCUGGGUGCAUCGCUCUGCUUCCUGUAACGGGAGUCGGGAGCUACCACAUCCAGAUGCCCGGCUCCUGGUGUUUCUUAAACAUCAGCUCUGAGGGGAACGACCUGAUCUUCUCCCUGCUCUUCUCUCUGGUCGGGUUGGUUUGCAUCGCCAUGUCGUUUCUGCUCAACACUGUGAGCGUGGUGACCCUGAUCAAGGUGUGCUGUGGACAGGACCGGACCCAGCGUCGCAGAGACCACGAAAUAGAGAUGAUGGUUCAGCUCAUCCUCAUCAUGGUCAUCGCUUCCAUCUGCUGGUGUCCUCUCCUGGUCUUUAUUGCAAAAACUGUGCUGUCCGGAGGUCCUCUUCAGGUCAGAUACCUCCUGCUGUGGCUGCGCUUCGCCACCUGGAACCAGAUCCUGGACCCGUGGGUGUACAUCCUGUUCCGCCGGGCGGUUCUUAAAAGGAUGUACCCUCGCUUGGACUGGUCUCGGGGCUCCAUCAUGACUCUGUACCCGUCUCUGGGGAACACGGUCCGCAGGUUCACGCGCUCUUCCAUCGGGAGCGCUCUGAGCUCGGAUGGAAUAGUCGAGACGGGUAAAACUAACGCAGCACAGACUUCUGCGUUGAAGGCGCCGCCUCCUUCGCAGUGAUCGCUGCAGAAUGAAGGACUUGAACGCAACUUUUCAUUUAAUCUGUGACAAAGACAAGGAGCAGGAUUGCACCAUUAUUUUUAUAUUAUUUAAUCUCAUGCAUCUCUUUUUGCAUAUCUCAUAUAUUAGCAGUAUUAGCAGUGUCACUUUAACGUAACGUCUCCAACAGAAACUGCUCCUUUCAGACGUUUAUGUUUGAUAUUUUAACAUCAUGCUGCAGAAAACGAGCGCUCUGUGCUGAUUCAGAAAUGUGAUUCUUUAUUCUGGUGAGUUAAAAUAUGCCUGUGUGUUCAUGUUCUCAUGCUUUAGAGUCACAUCAGAGCGAGGAGGAAGUGUUUGUAUGAUUUCCUGCUCAUACUGAGUGUUGUCCAUGAAUCGUUGCCUCUCUGAAAAUGUGUUUCCUGAGAUUGUUUGGACAACUUAUCCGUCAUCUUUGGAGCAAAGGAUAGUGAAACCAAGCCGAUCUUUAUCUUGUUUGUGAAAAUGCUUCAACGGCCACAGAGCUGCAGCAUCUAUUUCUAAAUAUACACACAAACAAUAUGUUACAGUGCAUGAAUGUCUGUGUUUGGUGCUUUAAGGCCAAACUUUUCAGACCCUGUGAGGUCAGUUAUCAGCUUCUCAGUCGACGCUUCGUGUUUGUCGGCUGCAGAGACAGAGUAAAGUAAAUGUUAUGAAAAGUGGAUCAAAAAGUCCCCACGUCACAGUCAGCUUCAGAAACAGUAUUUAAUACGCUGCAUGAAAGAGUCCAAGUAUUUACAGAGAUAAAGCUCACACAGUUUGAAGAAGCAGGGAGACCAAAGACAACGCUGCCUUCAUCUGUGACAGUGUUAUUAAUCAUAUCACUCAGAUCAAUACAAACAUGUCAGGGUAUUAUGUUACAUGUUACUUUGUGCCUAAUGUUAUUACAUCCAUGCCUUCUCUCUGUAUCACUGAUGUGCUGUUGCUCUUUGGAUUUCAAUCUGACAGACUAAUAACCCAAAUUCAAAUUUCUUCCUCUGUUGGUUUGUCCAUAAAUGGAUUUGUGCUUCCACAAGCCAAAGUUUGAGCCUUUAAAAAGAUGUGAUAUGAAAGAAUAGAAUAGAAUAGAAUAGAAUAGAAUAGAAUAGAAUAGAAUAGAAUAGAACGUACUUUAUUAAUCCCCAAAGGGAAAUUCAGGAAAGUCUAGUGAGUGAGAAAGGGUGAAAAGUUGUGCAGAGGCUAAAGUUAAAGCUAAAGCCUGGUUAACACUGCUGUGUUGAAUCGACGCCAUAGCUUUUUUUCCAUGCCGAAGUGUUACAGACUGCAGUUUCAUGAGUGUCCACUAGAGGCUGGCUGCAGAACUACCAGAAACCACAUACACACCCAUUCAAAAGAGACAAUCUUUACAGCAGA
Messenger RNA from Notolabrus celidotus (New Zealand spotty), 2827 nucleotides. RefSeq names its product thromboxane A2 receptor (gene tbxa2r). Gene Ontology annotation, biological process: inflammatory response; positive regulation of vasoconstriction; adenylate cyclase-activating G protein-coupled receptor signaling pathway. The coding region runs from base 335 to 1456 and encodes 373 amino acids. The transcript is spliced from 3 exons. Gene Ontology annotation, molecular function: thromboxane A2 receptor activity. Gene Ontology annotation, cellular component: plasma membrane. The record is from RefSeq and is a predicted model, not a curated record. Lineage: Eukaryota; Metazoa; Chordata; Actinopteri; Labriformes; Labridae.